Messenger RNA from Patiria miniata (bat star), 531 nucleotides. Its product is annotated as macrophage mannose receptor 1-like. NCBI's taxonomy places the organism in Eukaryota, Metazoa, Echinodermata, Asteroidea, Valvatida, Asterinidae. The coding region runs from base 1 to 531 and encodes 176 amino acids. The record is from RefSeq and is a predicted model, not a curated record. The transcript has 4 exons.
AUGUCUGAUGCAACAACACCUACUGGUUUGGUAGCCUGUCCGACAGACUGGAUAGCAUGGUCCGGGCGAUGCUACCACAGACCGAGUGCAGCAUCAGAUGGUACAUGGGACAACGCCCGGGCUGUCUGCCAGGCGCAUGGUGGCGAUAUCAUCACAGUGAGAACUGCCAGUGAGAACAGGUUCCUCUCUGAGGCUGCAUUUGGCGGAUUACUGGGGACUAGUGGGGAACCGGUGUGGCUUGGUUGUAGGCAGUCAUCAGCAGACGGCACUGCUGAUGGCAAUGAUAAUGGGAGUGAAUUUGCUUCAGUUGGUGGUUGGCAGUGUCUGCGCGAUAAGGAGGGGGAUGAUGACUACGUGUUUACAAACUGGAGAGAUACUUUCCCCGUGGUGUCUGGGGAUGAUGGUGACCAGUGCGCUGUCAUGAUGCCAGGAGGCUAUUGGGAGAAUGUUGCCUGUAGCGUUACCAUGGGAACUGUCUGUGAGCUUCAGCCAGAAGAAUGCAAAGUUCAGGACAUUCCAGGUGAAAAAUAG